UGGCUAUUACCUGCGCUGGCUAAAUAUCAAAAAAAAAAAAAGAAGACAAAGACAAAAAAAAAUAGAAAGAAGAAGUUUUUGGGUUAAUUUUAUUUUUCUAUUUUGGUCUGAUUUUUGCUAAAGUACCGACAUCCAACAUAAAUUAAGACUUUUUCAGACUAAAAGGAUGGCUGGCAGUCGCUUAGAGAAAAUUGGUACAAUAUAUACAAGGACAUCAGGGCUAAUUAGGUCUGGAGCAAUAAAUUGGGAAGAUAGACCUCUUUGGUAUGAUAUUUAUGAGGCAUCUCCUCCAAAAGAGGAACCCAGAUUUGAUAGACCUGCUCCCAACAUGAAAUUAAAAAAUAUUUUUUAUGCAGAAGAUCAAUUUAGAGCAAUGUUUCACAGGAACAAUAAACACCUAGGGACAUCUAACAUGUUUAAUAAUUAUUAUAAAUCUGUAUCUCAAAAGUUUAUAGAGAUUUAUCAAAGUUUGGAAAAAGAAAAUGCAGAAAAUUCUAAUCAGGAACAAUUAUAUAAAGAAGCGAUUGAAGUAUUAAGAAGGGAUAAGGAUAUCAAAAAAGAAACUGAGCAAGAAGAACCUUUAAGUCUAAGUAGUGCCUUUAAAGAAGCUAAAUCUAAUCAAAUUAAGGAGAUGCCAAAGGUGGAUGUCACUAACAUUUUUAAAGACUAAAAUAACUUUUAGAGCCUAGCAUAGUGUUUUUUGUGUAUAUGAACUAUGAAAGUAGAUAUUAAAUUUUAAUUACCA
Molecule: messenger RNA, 745 nt
Organism: Psylliodes chrysocephalus
Lineage: Eukaryota; Metazoa; Arthropoda; Insecta; Coleoptera; Chrysomelidae
Source: the annotation of a GenBank genome assembly